GUAUUUUCUUUGGUUCCUAAAUGGGGUUUUAUAUUGUUCUAAUUUUGGUUCUUUUCUUCUCCAUGAGUUUAUUCAGACUCUUUCCAGGCGGUGGUGGACUCUUGGAUUCUACCCAGAUUCCGCUCGACGGGGUAUGGUGGGAACCUGGUGGAUCUAUUGUUGUUCAGGACGUUGAUGGAACUGACUCGGUCGCAAAUGACUUCCUGUUCGGCUCUGCUGAAGGCUGGUGGAUAUUGGUCGACUUCAUGAUCUAUAGUUACGGCUGCGAUGUGAAACUGCGAUGUGAAAAGAUAUAG
Linum tenue is the source of this 296-nucleotide messenger RNA. NCBI's taxonomy places the organism in Eukaryota, Viridiplantae, Streptophyta, Magnoliopsida, Malpighiales, Linaceae. The record is from the annotation of a GenBank genome assembly.